Messenger RNA from Lachancea mirantina, 2634 nucleotides. NCBI's taxonomy places the organism in Eukaryota, Fungi, Ascomycota, Saccharomycetes, Saccharomycetales, Saccharomycetaceae. The record is from the annotation of a GenBank genome assembly.
AUGUCCAAGUCCGGCUCAACUGAUAGAGAGAAUGCAUCUGCACGAGCUACGAGUCGUAGUAGUUCAGCUCCGGGUCUCGAAAAAUUGAAAACCGGAGCACAAGUUACAGUGGGGAAUCAUAAAGUUGAAGUCAUCCAAUACCUGGCGGAGGGCGGAUUCGCACACAUUUACAUUGUAAAGUUCUUAGAAGUUGUCAAUGAACUCGAGUACACGUCGGCCACGUCACUGAAGCCGGGCGAUCUGGCCUGUUUGAAAAGAGUUUUCGUUGUGGAUGAGAAUGGAUUAAAUGAGAUGCGUAACGAGGUCAAUGUGAUGAAGAAAUUGGCCAAUGCGCAGAAUAUCGUCCAUUAUUAUGAUUCACAUGCGUCUAGGGCACGUGAGGGUCCUCAGGGCUUCGAGGUACUUCUUCUCAUGGAACUAUGCCCGAACAACUCGCUUCUGGAUUAUAUGAAUCAACGGCUUGCGACAAAACUGAGCGAAUCGGAAAUUCUCAAGAUUAUGUUCGAUAUCACACGCGCAGUGGCGGAAAUGCACUAUCUGUCUACACCUUUGAUUCAUCGUGAUAUUAAGAUUGAAAACGUUUUGGUAGAUUCCCAACAUAAUUUCAAAUUAUGCGAUUUUGGGUCCACUUCACAAUGUUUCCCGGUGGCAACAACUCACCGAGAAAUCGCGAUGUUGACCAACAACAUCUACGUGCACACAACUCCUCAGUAUAGAUCACCAGAGAUGAUAGACUUGUAUCGGUGUUUACCGAUCAACGAAAAAUCUGACAUUUGGGCAUUGGGCAUUUUUCUGUACAAGCUUCUUUUUUAUACCACGCCGUUUGAGCUCACGGGACAAUUCGCCAUAUUGCAUUCCAAGUACGAAUUUCCAUCCAACAAUUACUCUUCCAAAAUUAUAAACCUUAUUAUCAUAAUGCUGUCGGAAAACCCCAAUUUGAGACCCAACAUCUACCAAACUUUGUAUCACCUUUGCUCAAUAUUGAAAGUGGAUAUCCCGCUCGAGGACAAGUACAAUAUGGGACCUUACGACUUUGAAAGAUACUCAAAAUAUCAAGAAAAAUUACAGCGCAUCCAAUAUCAGAUGUUUGCGUCCAACGACGCCAACCAAGCUGCCUCGAUAUCCGAUGAUUUUUUUAUUAAUUGCUUCGAAGUUGCUCCUAAACAACCCGCAUUCAUGGGCCAAUCUAGCUCUAGCGUUACAGAUACUACUUCCAGCAUGCCUUCGCAAAGAAAGGAUGAAGUUGGUGGUGGUUCUGUUGAAAGCGGAGGUGAGGAAGACAUAACCGUUGUUCAACAACAAUUCCCGUCUGUUGAAGAUUUAGAAUCCUACUUGAGACCGAAUGACACUCAAAGGAAAAGUUCCUCGCAUGGCUAUUACGCCAAUGGUAGUAGCGGUGACCUCAGUUCGCAUUCUUCGAGCCGCAUUGAUCUUCCAACUGAAGUAGCUCCAGCUUCAGCUUCAGCAACUAAAGCACCCGAGGACACCAACGUACAUCAGCAGGGCCAAAGCACUCAACAAUCGACUGUCUCGGUAAACAUGACAAGAGAAGCCACUGCAAGAUCUGUCAACUCCAUCAAGCAUCACAAGUCCACAAAUCCCUUCCCGUUCAUUCAGCAGGACCCCGAAUUCUUUACUCGAGCAAAUGAUAUGCAAACCAUUUCGCAUCCCGUACCCGAACAAAGACAAUUCGAUCCAGAGACGUGGAACCAGCCAGCGGUCGAAUCGAAUAACAUGGCAAACGUUUCAGUGCAUCAUCAUCCCCAGGAGGCGCUUGCUUCUAGUAAUACCAAGUCGAAAGCCCCUAUGCCAGCCAGUCAAGAUAUUAACCCCAAUUACUAUCAAUACUACCAAACUGCCAGUACUGCUCCAGCACCACAGUUACAACCUGUGCAACAAGCUCAAUCUGCUCAGCCCGGGCAACCGAUGCAGCCAAGGCAAGCGGCACAGUCCGCGACCCGUGCAAAUGAAACGUACAACAACCAAUUUUACCAAACACCAGCCUCUCAGUAUGCAUACCAAACGCCUAAUAUAGAAACCCAGGCUGCGCCAGUUGCUGCCCAGAGCGAAAAAGAUGAAGUUUUAAUAGACAUUUCGCCUGCUAAAAAACAUGAGCAGCGACAAAAACUUGAUCUCACGUUUGACCAAUUGAACUUGUCACCGCCUCCUAAGGAUCCAGCCAAAGACGAUGAGACCAGUAUAUCUCAGCAAAGCGUCACGUCCAGCGUUGCGUCCAGCGAAAGUAUAUCCAUGGACCUACGAGACCAAAGUAAAAACCGGCAAAGCGGGAGCGCAAGAGUCACCGGGACGAACCGUGCUAAUCUGGCCAAAGACAACGUAGUGCAAAAGACGAGCUCAUCUGGGGUCGAAUCUAUGGCACCGAAAAGGAGAUCACUGGACUUGAAAUACCAAGAAGUGGAUUUUUCGUCAUCUCCCUCGCCAGACGUCUCAUUGCAACGCUACAAAACCACGCAGCAGCAACAUCAGCGAAAACCCCAUGUGUCUUCAGAUACGCGCAAAUCCUUUGGUAGAGCGAGAAAAUCUCUUGAUCUUGACACUUUGCGGAAAGAAAAUGCCAGUUCUAACGAUGUUUCGAGCAAGAGAAAGUCAUUUUUUGGCAAGUUUAAGGGUUAA